AUGAACAUGUCUGGCGGCGCACCAGGAGAGGAGCUCACAGAUGAGGAAAAGGAGAUCAUCAACAGCGUACUGGCUCGUGCGGCCAUGAUGGAGGCCACAGAGCAGCAGAGAAUCGAGCGUCUCUCCAGUCGUCUGGAUAAUAUCAAGAGGACAGCCUGUGGUGACGGGCAGUCCCGCUGUCUGCUUUGUGGGUCGUCCUUUGGACCACAGGGGGUCACAGCUGUCCUUUGUGUGCAAUGCAAAAAGCACAUGUGUAGCAAAUGUGGGAUUUCGAGCAACAACGGGAACUAUCCAACGUGGCUGUGCAGAAUCUGCAAUGAACAGAAAGAGGUACAGAAGCGUUCGGGAGCCUGGUUCUUUAAGGGGAGAGGUCAGCAGGGUCUGCCUGCCCCCCUCCCUCUCUCCAGACCUCAACAGGCCAGCACUGAGAGCAGAUCUGAGCCACAGCAGCAGCAGCAGUCCUGUGGAUCAGAGCAAUGGGAGCAGACAGCAAGAACAACAGCUGACAGCUAUAAUGAGAGCCGGUCCAAUCCAGCAGCUGUAAUGAAGACGGAGCGACAUGUGUUAGCCUCCAAACCGCCUCAGGCAAACGCACAGCAGGUCAACUCCACUUCAGACGUGGAGAAGAAAGAACAGACAGUGUCCCCUCCAGCGGUGGAGGAAAAAAGACAACCUGCUGUUUCCAGUUACAUUUCAUCUCCUGCUCCUGUGACAAGAAUUGUUCCACCUGUCAAUCCUCCGGCCAACAACCCCAAUCCUCCGAAACCCACACCCGACCGAACAGAGGAGGAGGACAAUGACUACGACUCAGAUGAUGCCACCACUCUGGGAUCUCUUGAGUUCAGUCUCCUUUACGAACAGGAGAGUCACGCCCUGCACUGUUGUAUUGUCAAAGCAAAGGGUUUGAAGCCGAUGGACUCAAAUGGACUCGCUGACCCGUAUGUUAAGCUGCACCUGUUACCUGGAGCCAGUAAGUCUAAUAAGCUUCGCACCAAGACACUUAAAAACACUCUGAAUCCUGUGUGGAACGAGACGCUCAUCUACCACGGCAUCACCGAUGAUGAAAUGUCACGCAAAACACUUCGGAUUUCAGUGAGCGACGAGGACAAGUUUGGACACAACGAGUUCAUCGGAGAGACGCGAGUGGCCCUGAAGAAAUUGAAGUUUGACCAGAAGAAGAACUUCAGUGUUUGUUUAGAGAGAGUGAUGCCGGUGAAGAAGGCCGUAGGAGGCUCGGCCCGUGGCAUGGCUCUCUACGAGGACGAUGUGAACGAGGCUGAGGAUUCGGAGGAGAGGGGUCGUAUCCUGGUGUCACUGAUGUACAGCAGCCAGCAGGGUCGUCUCAUCGUGGGCGUUGUCCGCUGUGCUCACCUGGCCGCCAUGGACUCCAACGGAUACUCUGACCCAUUUGUUAAAGUAUUUCUGAGGCCAGAUAUGGGAAAGAAAGCUAAAAACAAGACACAGAUAAAAAAGAAGACCCUCAAUCCAGAGUUUAAUGAGGAGUUCAGUUAUGAAAUAAAACACGCAGAACUGGCCAAGAAAACUCUGGACAUCUCAGUUUGGGACUAUGACAUGGGCAAAUCCAAUGAUUUCAUUGGUGGAUGUCAGUUAGGCAUCCAGGGUAAAGGAGAGAGUCUGAAGCACUGGUACGAAUGCCUCAAGAACAAAGACAAGAAGAUCGAGCGCUGGCAUGUUCUGCUAAAUGACAACACCGUCCAGUUUGAGGAUUAA
Scomber scombrus (Atlantic mackerel) is the source of this 1731-nucleotide messenger RNA. RefSeq names its product rabphilin 3A homolog (mouse), a (gene rph3aa). Gene Ontology annotation, cellular component: membrane. NCBI's taxonomy places the organism in Eukaryota, Metazoa, Chordata, Actinopteri, Scombriformes, Scombridae. The coding region runs from base 1 to 1731 and encodes 576 amino acids. Gene Ontology annotation, biological process: intracellular protein transport. Gene Ontology annotation, molecular function: small GTPase binding. The record is from RefSeq and is a predicted model, not a curated record. The transcript has 15 exons.